CUCUCGGCCCGUCGUCGCCUUCUACUCCUCUUCCCACCGGGACUUUCCCUCCACCGAGUCUUCUGCCACAACCUUGAGUGAUCCACCAGCUAAAACUUUGUUCCUUCCCGUGUGAGGAUCUUCAGGAUCUUUCCAUUUACGAUGACGAAGAUCACGAGGAAUAUAAUAUUUGCCGCUUUGGUCGGCGUCUGUUUGGCACAACAGAGAAGCUACCUUGCCCCGACAAACGGAGGUAACGGUAAUGGAAAUGGCAACGGGAAUGGUAAUGGAAACGGAAAUGGAAUUGCUACCAAUGGAAAUGGAGGAUACUCUUACGGGGCUAAUGGAAAUGGUGUGAAUGGGAAUGGUGCAGUAAAUGGUAAUGGUAAUGGAAAUGGGGGUUAUUCCUACGGUAAUGGAAAUGGCAAUGGUGCAGUUAAUGGUAAUGGUAACGGGAAUGGUGCAGUAAAUGGUAAUGGAAACGGCAACGGAGGCUAUUCAUACGGAAUAAAUGGAAAUGGUAUUGGAAAUGGUAAUGGUGGUCUUACCAACGGUAAUGGAAAUGGCAAUGGUGGUUACACUAAUGGUAAUGGUAAUGGCAAUGGUGGCUCUACCAACGGUAAUGGAAAUGGCAGCGGUGGCUAUACCAACGGUAAUGGUAACGGAAAUGGCAAUGGUGGUUACACUAAUGGUAAUGGUAAUGGCAAUGGAAAUGGCAAUGGUGGCUACACCAAUGGUAAUGGUAAUGGCAAUGGUGGCGCUACCAACGGUAAUGGUAAUGGCAGUGGUGGCUAUACCAACGGUAAUGGUAACGGAAAUGGCAAUGGUGGCUACACCAAUGGUAAUGGCAAUGGUAAUGGUGGCUACACUAAUGGUAAUGGCAAUGGAAAUGGUAAUGGUGGCUAUACCAACGGUAAUGGUAAUGGCAAUGGAAAUGGCAAUGGUGGCUACACUAAUGGUAAUGGCAACGGUAAUGGAAAUGGCAAUGGUGGCUAUACCAACGGUAACGGAAAUGUCAACGGCAUCGUGGACCCCAUCACCGCUCUUACUGAUGCUAUUGGAGGUGGCGGCGUCCCCGGCGUGGACUAUCCCAUCCUGGCUUCUGUCCCAGAGACCGGCUUCCUGUGUGACGGACAAAUACCCGGAUACUAUGCUGACACUGCCCCCGAGGCCGGCUGUCAGGUGUUCCACAUCUGUCAAGCAGAUGGCAGGAUCGACUCCUUCCUGUGUCCCAACGGCACCAUCUUCAACCAGCAGUACUUCGUGUGUGACUGGUGGUACAACUUCGACUGUUCCACCGCUGAACAAUUCUACGAACUCAACGCUCUGAUUGGAGUUAUCAACGGUAACGGAUAUGGCAAUGGUUAUUCCAAUGGAAACGGAAAUGGUAAUGGCAACGGAAAUGGCAAUGGAAAUGGUAACGGAAACGGGUAUGCAAAUGGUAAUGGAUAUUCUAAUGGAAAUGGAAACGGAAAUGGCAAUGGUGUUGGAAAUGGAAACGGAAAUGGCUACUCAAAUGGCAACGGUAACGGAUACACCAAUGGUAAUGGCAAUGGGGCUGCCAACGGCAAUGGUGUUGGAAAUGGAAACGGAAAUGGCUAUUCAAAUGGCAACGGUAACGGAUACACCAAUGGUAAUGGCAAUGGGGCUGCCAACGGCAAUGGUGUUGGAAAUGGAAACGGAAAUGGCUAUUCAAAUGGCAACGGAAACGGAUACACCAAUGGUAAUGGCAAUGGGGCUGCCAACGGCAAUGGUGUUGGAAAUGGAAACGGAAAUGGCUAUUCAAAUGGCAACGGUAACGGAUACACCAAUGGUAAUGGCAAUGGGGCUGCCAACGGCAAUGGUGUUGGAAAUGGAAACGGAAAUGGCUAUUCAAAUGGCAACGGUAACGGAUACACCAAUGGUAAUGGCAUUGGGGCUGCCAACGGUAAUGGUGUUGGAAAUGGAAACGGAAAUGGCUAUUCAAAUGGCAACGGAAACGGAUACACCAAUGGUAAUGGCAAUGGGGCUGCCAACGGCAAUGGUGUUGGAAAUGGAAACGGAAAUGGAAAUGGCUACAAUUACAACAAUGGUAAUGGGAACGGAAACGGCAAUGGUAAUGGUAUUAUCAACGGUAACGGUAAUGGCAAUGGCAGUGGAAAUGGCUACAGCAACGGUAACGGCACUGGAAACGGUAAUGGCAACGGUAAUGGAAACGGCAAUGGCAACGGUAAUGGAAACGGCAAUGGCAACGGUAAUGGCAACGGUUACAACUACGCCGCUGCCUCGUCCCCCAACGGAUUAUACCAGACGCCUAACGUAUAAGACUAAGAACGUUCCUCAUACCUCUCUUUCUCUCUCUCUCUCUCUCAACCGACGAUGAAGCUGCAACGCUCUUUCCACCACUCUGAUCUCUCUUCAACAGCUGUAAGGAGAGACCACGAGUGUUUCUGGACAACAUGCAGCUACCACGAGUAAGUUUAAGUCACUGACCCUGAAACACACUCUUUCGACCCCAGGACACAGUCAUAGGGGAUACCGUGUAGUGUGUUUACCUCUAGUUAUAUUUUAUAAGUAAGUGUUAAAAUCUUCUCUACUUUAACUAUUACACUGUAUUCUCGUACAUAAUUAAGAGGAUACAGUUUCAACAGUUUAGGAAUUAUAUCUUCAUCUUGAAAUUAUUUUUUUACAAACAUUAAUUCAAAUUGUAAAAGAAUUCUCAAUGAUAUUCCUGGAUCAGAACUGUCAUUGGAUUAGCAUACCCCAGGAAUUUCAUUAUUCUUUCUUCUCUUGCAAUGUUUAUAUGGUAAUCAAGUUCCUCAUAGUCCAUGCUUAUAUCUUCUACAGCUUACAUUUAAUAUAAAGAAUAUCUCAAAGUUCAUAAGACUUAUUUUAGGUCUGUAAUCUCUUCAUCAACAAUAAUAUUUUCACUACCUCAACAUACUGAUGGUUCCUCGUCUCCUGGUCAGUUUGUUUAUCAUUGUUAGUGGAAAUACCUGUUCAAAAAUUUCUUAUCUGAGACUUGUAGGUUAAGUACCACAAAGUACCAAAGGUAAAAGUUCACAGAUUAAGUAAUAAAUUAUUUUUUUAUGAUUUUUCUUUACAGCAUAUAAAGUACUAACAAUACUUGUGCCAUAUAUUUCUCAUGUAUAUGCUAACUUGCAAUAUAUUCUCUAUUUUUUGUGUAAUUAAUAUAUAAAAAAGAUAUAUAAUAUAAAUACUUGAAUUUUAAA
Molecule: messenger RNA, 3191 nt
Organism: Homarus americanus (American lobster)
Lineage: Eukaryota; Metazoa; Arthropoda; Malacostraca; Decapoda; Nephropidae
Product: glycine-rich cell wall structural protein 1.8-like
Exons: 3
Coding region: 142-2283 (713 amino acids)
Cellular component (GO): extracellular region
Molecular function (GO): chitin binding
Source: RefSeq, a predicted model, not a curated record